AUGCAGUGUGGCAUGAAAAUACGAUUGAUCUUUGCCGGGCUUGGCAUCAGUGCUGGAAUCAUGGCUGGUACUUGUUUUUGGAUUAUGUAUCAGGUAAAUAUGAUUAAUAAAAAGCCAUUUAAAAAGCUUAUACCUUUUCAGGAUAAUUAUUAGGUUUAAAAGUUUAAGAUACCGGGAAGAAAACAGGACGUAAAAGUUAUCCAGAAAAUGUAAAAUAAUAUUGAAAUUGUUUUUCAGAACUACAGUGCGACUAUAAUGGCCUACUUUAGUACGUUGUGUGCCACUUUUAUGUUUUACACACAUUGGGCCUACUACAAACAGUGGAUGCUCAACUGGUCGGAAGGCAAAAUCAGAGCUUCUAUUAUUAUCAGUAAGUCUGUUUUCAAAUAUUAUAUAGUAUAAAAUUUUCUUAACUCCUUUGUCUUAUCACCAGAAUAACAUCUUAACUAGAGGAGAAGGUCAGUCUAGUAACCAUAAAAUUAAAAAAUAAACCUUGCAUUUUCAAAAUCGCAUCCUUUAGACACAAUCCUAUGUGUCCUUGCCCUAUCAGGCAUGGUAGCCUGUCUAGUGAUAGCCGGCAUCAAAGGGCAGACCAUUGAUCACGCUGGACUGAUGGGUGAAAACUUGUGGAUCACUGCCGUUUGGUGUUGGAUGACAUUCAAAUGGACGAUGGCGACGGCGAUAUACACACGGAAAUACGCCCACAAUGUAAACCAUUCUCUUUUAAUGCACAGUGACGCCACUCAAACAUACGACAGUUUGGUUUGACGUGCUUUAUUUACUGUAUUACUUUACUUUCACUAACACACGGGUUCUGUAAAUAGAAACAUUGCUAAUAAAAAAACAUUCGCAUAGUUGUUGUGGCUGUAAAGCUUACUUUAAUCAAUUUAAAAGUUUAUUCAAAUGAAUUUAAAGCUAUUUCAAGAACCCAAACACUAACCCGCACUGGCUUAUGUCAACUAACAUACUUGUUAUUUAGUGUAACAUAAAGUCAUUUUACAUUUAACAUACUUAAGAUGAUAGUAGAACUAAAGCUGCUCUAUUUCAGUUACCUCAAUGCGAAAAAAACUUUGUCACGCCUUAAUAAGUAGUACUACUUAGCUUUUGUUAUUCACACUGCACCAUGCACAACUACGGGUGAUAUCUUCUUCUUUAUUGUACUUUUUGUUUGCACUAAUAAACAAUAACUCACUUUUUCCUGCACUAACACGACUAAUACGCUUCACAAAGUUUGCACUAUACAAAACAUAACAUAAGCCUAGGCUUUUAUCUAUAUAUACUAACACAGAUAUGACAAUAUAUUAAUCCCUAGCGUUUUAUAAACUGCCAGUUUCAUCGUUCUUGUAAUUUUACCGUAUCUAACUUGUAACCUUAACUUUUAACCUUUACUCUGCUGAAUUACUUUACUUUAUGCUCAUAAAUUUUUAAUUUCUAAAACAUUUCAGACUGACGGGUACACGGUUGAACAAGACUUUUGA
Molecule: messenger RNA, 1478 nt
Organism: Bursaphelenchus okinawaensis
Lineage: Eukaryota; Metazoa; Nematoda; Chromadorea; Rhabditida; Aphelenchoididae
Source: the annotation of a GenBank genome assembly